Molecule: messenger RNA, 1659 nt
Organism: Diospyros lotus (date-plum)
Lineage: Eukaryota; Viridiplantae; Streptophyta; Magnoliopsida; Ericales; Ebenaceae
Product: protein TRANSPARENT TESTA GLABRA 1
Exons: 2
Coding region: 279-1292 (337 amino acids)
Cellular component (GO): nucleus
Molecular function (GO): protein binding
Source: RefSeq, a predicted model, not a curated record
AGAAACGAGUCCAAUCUAGACGAUGACGACGGAGGCGGCCUCGAUCUCAACCCCCAACCUCAACGACCAUUCAACAUUCAACCCAGCCGUCAGCAGCUCCAUCAAGAAAGUUUGGUGGGAGGAAGGAAGGAAGCUACGUUGCAGAGAAAGAGAAUGAUACGUAUCCCAAUGCAAUGCAACUUCGUGGAAUUGGUGGGAAUUGGGAAUUUGGAAUUGGGGAUUGGAUUAAGAACAGAACCGAAACCCUAACCCUGACUCUCCAGCAGAAUUAGUAAGCCAUGGAGAAUUCGACCCUAGAGUCCCACCACCUCCGAUCAUCCGAGCACUUCGUCACCUACGACUCGCCCUACCCUCUCUACGCCGUCGCCCUCUCCCCUUCCGCCGCCCACCACCGGAUCGCUGUCGGCAGCUUCAUCGAAGAGUACGCCAACCACGUCGACAUCCUCUCCUUCGACGACGACACCCUCGCCAUUCGCCCCAACCCCGCCCUUUCCUUCGAUCACACUUACCCCGCCACCAAGCUCAUGUUCCGCCCCUCCUCCGCCGGCAAGUCCGCUGACGUCCUCGCCUCCUCCGGCGAGUACCUCCGCCUCUGGGAGGUCCGGGACUCCUCCGUCGAGCAACUCUCGGUCCUCAACAAUUCCAAGACCAGCGAGUUUUGCGCGCCUUUAACUUCCUUCGACUGGAACGAGGUCGAGCCUCGCCGAAUCGGAACCUCCAGCAUCGACACGACUUGCACCAUUUGGGAUGUCGAGAAAGGCGUCAUCGAGACCCAGUUGAUCGCGCACGAUAAGGAGGUUUACGACAUUGCCUGGGGCGAAGCUGGGGUUUUCGCGUCGGUCUCCGCCGAUGGGUCCGUGAGAAUAUUCGAUCUGCGAGACAAAGAACACUCCACGAUCAUCUACGAGAGCCCUCAGCCCGAUACCCCGCUGCUUCGGCUGGCGUGGAACAAGCAGGAUUUGAGGUACAUGGCGACGAUUUUGAUGGACUGUAACAAAGUUGUAAUCUUGGACAUUCGGUCGCCGACGAUGCCGGUGGCCGAAUUGGAGAGGCACAGAGCCAGCGUGAAUGCGAUCGCUUGGGCUCCACAGAGUUGCCGGCACAUUUGCUCGGCCAGCGAUGAUACGCAAGCGCUCAUUUGGGAGCUUCCAACGGUUGCCGGUCCGAAUGGGAUCGAUCCAAUGACGAUGUACUCCGCCGGGUCGGAGAUUAAUCAGCUCCAGUGGUCUGCUGCGCUGCCGGAUUGGAUUGCCAUUGCAUUUUCUACCAAAUUGCAGCUUCUAAAAGUUUAAGAUCUCUAGCUGAUGAUUUAUGCAGGCAAAUAUUGACAUUAAGGUUCAAGUUGGAAGUUCUACAGUUAAUUUGCUUAGGGAAAUGAAAUCAAUGCUCAAGUGCUGCUGAGGAUGUUCCAUUUAGUUUAAAUUGUGGGCGCUGAUUCUUGUAGAAGAAAGUUGUGCUUGUUGGUAGCUUGUACUGAUAGUGGCUCUCUCCUUGUCAUAUUGUGAUCCAUAUUCCAACCUGUUGGUUAGAGUUCCCUCUCCAUAGCAUACCCGUAAACUUCACAGCUACUGUGAAAUGCUAGAUUCCCGCAGGUCAGUGGCAAUUUAAUCAGUAUAGAUAAACUUGAGCCAACUCUUUGUGUUGGGCAUUUUUGCUUCU